Molecule: messenger RNA, 2388 nt
Organism: Fonsecaea pedrosoi CBS 271.37
Lineage: Eukaryota; Fungi; Ascomycota; Eurotiomycetes; Chaetothyriales; Herpotrichiellaceae
Exons: 2
Coding region: 1-2388 (795 amino acids)
Source: RefSeq, a predicted model, not a curated record
AUGGCAUCCCAAGUCUCGGCGCCACUGCUACGACAAAGCCAGGAGGGUGACUCCCAGACUACACAAGACCAAGAACAUCAGAAUCGGUUGAAGGAGGGUACUGAACGAUGGCGAGAGUCUCAUCACGCACAGGCUCAGGAUGCAAAGACGCGACCAUCGGACAGGCCUGUACACAGAGUCGAAGGAGCGAUUUCCGACAUCAUUUGGGCCCUUACAUUCGUCAGCCUUCCCAUGCUUGUAUUGACGGCCAUCUUCGUCUACCUGGUCUAUCGCUAUGAGGUUUCCAACACGCCUGAGGCCUUUGAGAACUUGCUUGGAAUCGCGUCCAUCCGGGACAGCUCAGCAUACUACGUUGAUUACAGUGCCACACGACUAGCUACGGUUUCGUCCUGGACAAGUACUGCCACGUCACUGACGUCUGCGUUUGUCAUGGUCCUGAUCUCCUACCCGCUUGCGAAGGAGUAUAUGAGGAGAUCAAACUUGGGACAGGUCGAAUCUCUCCCAACGGUCUAUCAGCUCAAGUUGAUCAUAGGUCUGCUUGAAGGAGGCUUCGGGCCGUUGUGGUCCUGGAUACAGUAUUGUUUCUGGAAAGGGCGAAACAAACAGAUCAGACUAUUGUGGAUGGCCGUCGCGGGUCUGUGGACAGCAACUCUGUUGAGCAUCGCCAUCGUCGGGGUCGAUACGUGGCUUCAUGUCACAACGACCACGGUGAACCUGGACACCCUCUCACCGCCCGCUUCUACGCCCGCCGCAAGCUACGGCCGUGGCCUCAUUCCCCUCUGCUACAACCAAACUUGGACGCCCGGGGACAUCAACCAAUGUAUCGGCGGCCUGCAACUACCGGGGUCGAUUCACUUUGACAGCGCUUCCGAGGCGACGCGGACCUCGAUGAAUCUGUCCACGGUCAAUACCGUUUUGGCCAGUACCAUCGACGAGAAGCAUUUCGCCUUUCUGACCUCUGCACAGCGCGAUCCCAAUCUCGAUUAUCGGGCACGGACCUACGCCAUGAGCACCACGUGUUCUCCGGCCAGCGAGGCGUGUCAGCUCCAGCAGAUCCAGUAUUGCCCCUUUGAGAACGGCUGUCCUCUGGGACUGGUGCAGAUGGCGCUCGGAAUGGCGUACAACUGCAGUUCCAAUCUCUACGGGGACCUCAACAACAACACCGGGUCGACCUUCACGUCGAGUAAUGGCAGCUCGUCCGGGACAAGCAGCAACAUCGGCUUCUUCCUCCAGAUGUUCCGGCAGCGAGGGUUCGAGGACCCCAUUGGCACCCCGGAUCAGCAGAUGGCGACUCCGAAUCCAUUCUUCUUCUCCGUUGGUGGUCGAGUGGCCACUUCCGACGCUCUAUCCAAGGACCCCCAAGCCGUCGAGGACGACGAGCAAUACAACUACGCCUUCAUCUUUGAGUGUACCUCGACCGUCUACGAGUUGGAGUACGUCUCCAUCGACGGCGGCACCGUCGUGGACGGGAACUACACGGCCGCCAACGAGACCUUGUCCAACAAUGUGGGCUGGACUCUGUUGCAGAGUCGGGCGCUAGUCCAGAACUCGCUCGAGUCGGCCUUUUUCAGCGGCGCCCAGCAGGUCAACACGUCCCAGGCCUUUGCCGACUACUUUUCCCAGCAGUUCAGCCGGUCUGCGCUGAGCAUGAUCGCCGGCAUCACGGUGGAAAGGCUCAACGGCGCCGAGCAGACGCGGCAGACCCGCCUGGUCGCACGACUCCCCAAGGCCCCCUUCUUCAGCCUCAUCGUCGCAAACCUGCUGUAUGCGCUUCUCGGCAUUUGUCUCGCCGGGGUCGCCCUGGCGAGCCAGCCCAGGAAGACGCGCAACAUGCAGGCCCGCCUCAGCGUGGCCGGCCUGGUCGCUGCCCUGUUGGAACCCGACCGCGCUGGCGCAGGGCGGCCGUGCUGCGGCCACAAGGGACCCAGCAACACGGGCAUUGAGAGCGUCUUUGCCGAGUACUACUCCACCCAUACUCACGCUCGCGACCACGCCCUCAAGCACGAUCAUCACAGUCGAGUCAUCCUCGUCGACUCUGGCACGGGUACGGGCACCGGCACUAGUAUAGGAAACCGAGUCUUUGAAAAAAUCACCCUACCCCACGUUACUGUUGGCGAGGUUCCUUCCACCUCGACCACCUCUCCAGCUUUCAUCGACCGAGUCGACACCCCCGUCUGUGACAGUCACGCCACUACUAUCACCACCACCAGUACGACCUUGUCGCCCGAAGAGAGACGAUCCUCGGAAGAAAACCCCGUGCAUCCAGAUCCAGAUCCAGCCGCUCGGCACGGUGUCCACGUCCAUGUCCCACUAUCCAUGUCUUUGUCUUUGGCUGGAGACGGCGGGGUAGGGGGAGAGGGAGGCGGUAGUGGAGGACACGUUUCUUAA